This is a messenger RNA of Etheostoma cragini (Arkansas darter), 2024 nucleotides long. RefSeq names its product methylcrotonoyl-coenzyme A carboxylase 2. Lineage: Eukaryota; Metazoa; Chordata; Actinopteri; Perciformes; Percidae. The coding region runs from base 192 to 1931 and encodes 579 amino acids. Gene Ontology annotation, molecular function: methylcrotonoyl-CoA carboxylase activity. The record is from RefSeq and is a predicted model, not a curated record. Gene Ontology annotation, biological process: L-leucine catabolic process. Gene Ontology annotation, cellular component: methylcrotonoyl-CoA carboxylase complex; mitochondrion. The transcript has 12 exons.
CCCUCUUCUCCUGUAGGUGCGCUAAUGUGUGAGACAGAAGGCAAACUGCUAACAGCACUAGGAAGGAAGAAGAAAGUUCAUUGCGAUGGAGAAACGUCAGCUAGCUACUUGGGGUGUUUUAAUGGUUUUAGGGUAGUUUUUCAGCUACUAAAGUUAUAAAAUUAACUGUUUUCGAGCAGGCACAGACAGACAUGCUCCGCUGCAUGCUAAGGUUGGCUGAGCAGCGCCGGCAAUGUUCAGUCCGCUGUAUGAGCUCUGCAGCCAGGAGGAGGAGAGCUGUGCGCAGUGCCUUCCAGGUCCUGGACCAACCACUCCAGCCCAUCCACCAACAUGCGUAUGAAGCUAACCUCCAAAACAGCAUUGCCUGCCGCAACAAGUACAUAGAGUUGACUGAAAAGGUACGGAAAGGUGGAGGGGAAAAUGCCAUCAUUAGACACACUCAGAGAAAUAGGAAGUUGAUGGUCAGGGAUCGGCUGCGCCUCCUGUUGGAUGACGAGGACUUCCUGGAGCUGUCACCAUUCGCUGGGCUGGGUCUGCCAUAUGGGGACAUCCCUUCAGCCGGAUGCCUGACUGGCAUUGGCAGGAUCAAUGGCCUGUGGUGUGUGUUCAUUGCCAACGAUGCCACAGUGAAAGGUGGCACAGCGUAUCCAAUCACAGUGAAGAAGCAGCUAAGAGCACAGGAAAUAGCAAUUCAAAAUCGACUGCCUUGUGUUUACCUGGUCGACUCUGGAGGAGCUUUUCUACCGCUGCAGUCAGAGAUCUUUCCUGAUAAGAACCAAGGAGGAAGGACGUUCUAUAAUGAAGCCAUCAUGUCUGCCAUGAAAAUCGCACAGAAACCACUAACAAUCUUAAAGUUGUCGGUGGUGUGCGGGUCAUGCACGGCGGGUGGAGCUUACAUCCCCACCAUGGCAGAAGAGGCAGUGAUGGUGCACCGGAUAGGGACCAUAUUCCUGGGAGGACCACCACUUGUCAAGGCCGCCACGGGAGAGGAAGUCACAGCAGAAGACCUGGGAGGGGCCAGGCUUCACGCUGAGGUGAGUGGCUGUGUGGACCAUUUUGCCUGGGAAGAAAAGGAGGCAUACGAUUACACCAGAAACAUCGUAUCAACCCUCAACUUCCAACUGCCUGAGGAGGAGGAGGAGAGAAAGAUGGAAGCUGAGGAGGAGCCGCUGUAUAGUUCAGAGGAGCUUCUGGGGCUCGCUCCUAAAAGUCAUAACUACAGUCUGGAUGUUAAGAUGGUCAUUGGUCGGCUGACAGACGGCAGCCGCUUCCAGGAGUUUAAAGCUCUCUAUGGAGCCACGCUCAUCACUGGCUUUGCAAAGAUACAUGGACACUUAGUGGGAAUAGUAGCCAAUGACGGAGAGCUGUCAUACCCAGCCGCACUGAAGGGAAGCCAUUUUGUCCAGUUGUGUGACCAAAGAGACAUCCCCCUUCUCUUCCUCCAGAACACAGCACCCACAACAGCUCUAACACUCUCCACAACACAGGCAGAGAUGAACACUAACCAUCUGAAGGCUCAGGGUUCGAUGAUUUCAGCAGUAGCGUGUGCCUCCGUCCCCAAAAUCACAGUGGUGAUUGGUGGUUGCCAUGGUGCAGACAGCUUCGCCAUGUGUGGGCGGGCUUUUGACCCUAAUUUCCUGUUCCUGUGGCCCAACGCCAGAGUGUCGAUUACUGCUCCGGGUCAUGCCGGCUCUCUGCUUCCCCCUGACAGCGAGCACGAAGAAGAGAAAAAGACGCAGGAGGAGGACAAGGUAAAUAGCAGACUGAAGGAGGAGAGCUCAGCUUUCUUCUCCUCCGGCAGGCUCUGGGACGAUGGAAUCAUUCUCCCUCAGGACACCAGGAAGGUUCUAAGGGACUGCCUGGACAUCAUCAAACAGCAGCAGUAUCAGAUGUCCACAGAGAAGCUGCAGUCACCACUUCUACGCAUAUAGAAGCUUCCGUUCUUUUCCUCCUCAUGUCCUCUGGACACUUCAAACAUCUGUCCAUCUUUGAGAUUAAACUGCUGCUUGAGCCCAUUGAUCAUC